AUGUCCUUUCUUCCCUAUCGUCAUUAUCCAUUCUUUCUUUCUUUCUUUCUUUCUUUUUUAACUUUUCUACAUCACUUCUUUAUUUCCCUUGUUUCAUCAUCCACUCUUCCUUCCCCCUACAUUCCUUGCUUUCUUUCUUACACUACUUUUUUCUUUUAUUUCAUUAUCCCUUCUUUCUUUCUUUCAUUCUUUCAUCAUUUCUUUCUUUCUUUUUUCUUUCUUUCAUUCUUUCAUCUUUUCUUUCUUUCUUUCUUUCAUUCUUUCUUUCUUUCUUUCUUUCGUUCGUUCGUUCUUUCAUCUUUUCUUUCUUUCGUUCUUUAUUUCUUUCAUCUUUUCUUUCUUCCUUUCUUUCUUUCUUUCUUUCGUUCUUUUCUUUCUUUCUUUUUUUUCUUUUCUUCUCUUUCUUUCUUUCUUUCGUUCGUUCUUCCUUCCUUCCUUCCUUCCUUUCUUUCUUUCUUUCUUUCUUUCUUAAAACACAUCAUUUUCCUUUUAUUGUCCUUUAUUCUAUUCUUUCUUUUUAUACUUUUCACUUUGGUUUUCGUUUUCCUUCCCGAUUUCAUUACUUUUAUUUCAGCUUGUGUUUUUUUUUUUUUUAUCUUUAAGAAAGUCUCUUUUUCGCACUUGUCCGGUUUCCUUUUCCUCUUCAGUUUCACGUUUUUUCUUGCGUUCUCCCUUUCUCAUUCAAUACCUGGAUUUCAUUUCCUUGCUUUUCGCUUUCUGUUUCCAAUCAACUCUCUCCCAGUUCAUUAUUUUUAUUUUUAUUUUUUGAAUCUCUCAUAA
This is a messenger RNA of Acanthosepion pharaonis, 780 nucleotides long. Lineage: Eukaryota; Metazoa; Mollusca; Cephalopoda; Sepiida; Sepiidae. The record is from the annotation of a GenBank genome assembly.